GACUCAGUAGUCUGUUCUUGACACUAACGGCAGAACAAAAAUUUCUGGAAUCCUUUCAUUAUCAGCGAAUAGAGGAAAAGAAAGGAGAAUAGAAUAUGAAUAGAAAAGCUUUGGCAAUUUUGAUGAGAACCAGAAUGAGACCAACUGAUCCAAACAAGCUCUCUAUGUCUCCUAAUCGGAUUCAAUCCAGCUUUGAAAGCAAUCUAUUUGGUGAACAUGGAACCUCAUCUCCUAAGAAUUUUGAUUCUUCAAGCAACCCAGAAAGAGGAUUGAAGUUUGUGCAAGAGGCAUUACAUUCAGCUAUUACAUUAUCUAAAACUGAUAUCAUAGAUGAGGUUCUUAAUGACUUCUCCCAGGGAUAUUUUAAUCUCUCUUAUGAGAAUCGGCACGAAUUAUUACUCGUGCUCUCGAGAGAGUAUGAUGUUAGUAGAGUUCAACUACGGGAACUGAUACAGCAAUAUCUUAGUCUUGACAUUCCAAGCAUUAAAAAGGUUAUGGUUGAAGGUGAGAAGGCUCAAUCAUCUGAUCACGAUGUGCAAGCGUUGUUAUCAGCAUUUUAUAGGACUGAGCGAAAUUUGAGGCAUGCUCUCCAGCCAAAGUAUGAAACCCUUUUUGAAAGGCUGAAUACGCAUCCUGGCGGACUGAAAUUCUUGACAAUUCUGCGGAAUGAUCUUCUCUCUAUGCUUCAGGAGGAAAAUAGUGCACCUUUACGAGCGCUGGAUUCAUAUUUAAAGGAAAAACUUGUUACAUGGCUUAGUCCAGCUGCUUUGGAGCUUCAUCAAAUUACGUGGGAUGAUCCAGCAUCCUUGCUGGAGAAAAUUGUUGCAUAUGAAGCUGUGCAUCCAAUAAGCAAUCUUAUAGAUCUGAAGAGAAGGUUAGGAGUGGGUCGUCGCUGUUUUGGAUAUCUACAUCCAGCUAUACCCGGUGAACCAUUGAUUUUUAUCGAAGUUGCACUUUUGAAGGAUAUAGCUCAGACAAUUCAGGAAGUUUUGUGGGACAGUCCACCCACUCCUGAAAGUCAGGCGACAUGCGCGCUAUUUUACUCUAUAUCAUCAACCCAGCCAGGUUUGGCAGGAAUUAACUUAGGAAAAUUUCUUAUUAAACGCGUGGUUGAUCUCGUGAAAAGAGACAUGCCACACGUCUCUAUGUUCGCAACACUCAGCCCAAUCCCAGGUUAUAUGCAAUGGCUCUUGGCAAAGUUGACAUCUCAAAGGAAGCUUGCUGAAGCAGAUACUGUGGACGAACCUCAUUCUGAAGAAACUUCAAGUUCUACCUUCAGCGAAAACAUACUUCAACCAGAAGAAGAGACAGAGAUUUUGGGUUCAUCUAGUGGAUAUACUAGCGGAAGAAAUGGCAUGGACGUUAUGUGGAACUUACUAACGUCCACCAACUAUGAGUGGACCAGUUCUCCUAAAUUAAUGUCUGUAUUGCAACCCCCUCUUCUGCGGUUAUGUGCAAGGUACCUUCUUCUAGAGAAAAAGAGAGGAAAGGCUCUAGAUGCAGUUGCAAAUUUUCACUUGCAGAAUGGAGCAAUGGUGGAGAGACUAAAUUGGAUGGCAGAUCGAUCAGAGAAAGGCAUUUGUCAAAGUGGUGGUAUCAUGGUAAAUUAUGUAUAUAGGCUGGACAAAAUUGAGGAGAAUGCUCAGUCAUAUCUUAGUGAAGGGAGGAUCCAAGCGUCGUGUGACCUCCAGCGUUACGUAGAGGUAAUUGCAGUAUCUGUUGGUCUGCUACUGAAGUUCAUGAAAACUGAAACUAUCUACCUUUCUGUCUAUCUUGCAGAAGCAGCAGUAAGAAAUGGGAUUUUCAGAUGAAGUGAUUAGGGAAGCAAAUAUGUUUGUAAAAAUCAGAAAUGUUUCAGGUGACAUUUAACAUGUGUAUAUGAUUUUAUACACACAAUUUAAGUAACGUGUAUGACAGUAAAUUUACGAAAUGGCAGGAGUUACUCAAAUAUUUUCUGAGAUAUACAUGCUGGUCGAUUAUUUUUCA
Molecule: messenger RNA, 1986 nt
Organism: Papaver somniferum (opium poppy)
Lineage: Eukaryota; Viridiplantae; Streptophyta; Magnoliopsida; Ranunculales; Papaveraceae
Product: malonyl-CoA decarboxylase, mitochondrial-like
Exons: 15
Coding region: 96-1811 (571 amino acids)
Biological process (GO): malonyl-CoA catabolic process; positive regulation of fatty acid oxidation; fatty acid biosynthetic process
Cellular component (GO): peroxisomal matrix; mitochondrial matrix
Molecular function (GO): malonyl-CoA decarboxylase activity
Source: RefSeq, a predicted model, not a curated record